GUUGACUAAAGUAGACGUAUAUCAUAUUUCUCGCAAGGUCAUGGUUUCUAAUCUGCCAAAUUAAAAUACCACUUUUUAUUUAUUUUCAAUUCAAUCUGACAUAUUUGUUUUACUCUAACAAGGAUCGUCGUUCAUAAGUUAUGAUGUAUUUAAGACUGUAUUCAUUCAUCACACUAUUGGUUGUGUAUUACGUUGAUAGUACACCUGAUGAUUCCUUCGAGACAGUUCACACCAGCAAUGCUGCAAUAUUUAAUCGCUUGGGAUUAACACCUAUAGAAAUUCCAGAAGGUCAUCACAAGAAGCGUGUUGCUGGGCCAGAACCUCCAAGACUCUCAAGUCUUCAAUCUCGAAUCCAUCAACCCUAUAGUAGACGUCAUGGUCAUCGUGACAGCCACGUGUACGUGGUGAAGUUACCAGCGAGUCAACCUUAUUACACCGUCACGAAACCGCACAAGUCGAUGAGUAAAGAUGAUAAAAUCUCAACAAGGAAUGAAGGCAGUAGUGUUGGAGAUAGAGGAGUUGUAGCGUCUAAUAGUGUGGUACAUCAGUCGCCGUCUGUUGGUUUUCAAAGUAAUGGUAAACCGGCAAAGAUUUAUCACUGGAACCUUCCGGUAAUGAAAAAAAUUACAGAAAAGAAACGCCUACAUGCACAAUUAAGAUUAGAACAAAUGAGAAAAGAGUUUAAUAAUGAUCCAAAAAUGAUUGAUAAACAGCAAAUUCAUCAUUUUUAUCCAUCAAAAAAUAUUCUCAAAAAUAAAUAUAACAAUGAUAAGAACAAUAAUAUCAAGCAUUUAUUAAAUACUAAUAAUGUUUAUGCUCACGAUGAUAAAUCUAAUGCAUUCAAACAUGUUAGAAAUAAUGAUAAGUUACUAAAUUAUCCAGAAAGUCGUGAGGAUUUUCGAAGAAUCAAUUUUAUUCCAGAUAAUUUGAAGAAAGUGAAUGAUUCUCGAAAGAUGUAUCGAUUAGAUUCACCACUUUAUAAAAUAGAAUCUCGUCCAAAUAAUCAUAUGCCAAGUUGGACGUUAUUUACUGAUUUGAAUCGUAAUAAUAAUAAUAACAUGGAAAAAGCCAAAAAACACAAGAAAAAAGCAGCAAUGUCCUACUAUGCACCUAUUAAUACUAAGACCGGAUCAAAUAACAUCCAUAAGAACUUCCAUGGGAACGGGAAGCCAAAGGCUUUUUAUGUUAUGGAAAAGAGUCGUAAGCCUGCUUACUAUCAUCCUCUUCUUCCGUAAUAAUUGAGAUGUUGGUUUGAACAAGAUAAAUUCAAAAAUGUAUAACUGACAAAGUUAUUUAAGAUAAAAAAAAAACAGAAAUGUUUUUGACAAUUAUGUACUUUUACUAGGACUGAGAGGAAAGAGACUUACACUCUUUUUUAUAUAAAAAUUGCAGUAAACAUAAUCAACAAUUAUUAUUUCAUGAAAUUUUUACUAAAACGCGUUUGCUAAUACGUGCAAUUUAAUAGUUAAAUCAUGAAGCUCAACCUAUAAUUAGUGAGAUAAAAAUUAAAAUCUUCCAUAAACUUCAAUAUGCAAUUUUAUUUAUAUAGUUGCUAUAUUUAUCAUUUUUUACAUAACUUAUUGAAUUAUCUAUCAAUCAGUUCAUUAUAACUGAUGAUCACAAUUUUUCUUAUUAUGUAAAUUAAAUAAGAAAUAUUAAUUCAAGUAUCUCAAUAGUGAAAUGGACAUUAAGAUUUUAUUUUCUUACCGUAUAAUCUAAUAUUAUA
This is a messenger RNA of Chelonus insularis, 1726 nucleotides long. RefSeq lists its product as uncharacterized. The record is from RefSeq and is a predicted model, not a curated record. Bases 141 to 1235 code for a protein of 364 amino acids. The transcript has 2 exons. NCBI's taxonomy places the organism in Eukaryota, Metazoa, Arthropoda, Insecta, Hymenoptera, Braconidae.